This is a messenger RNA of Ipomoea triloba (trilobed morning glory), 4029 nucleotides long. RefSeq names its product putative pentatricopeptide repeat-containing protein At5g13230, mitochondrial. Gene Ontology annotation, biological process: RNA modification. The record is from RefSeq and is a predicted model, not a curated record. Bases 230 to 2731 code for a protein of 833 amino acids. Lineage: Eukaryota; Viridiplantae; Streptophyta; Magnoliopsida; Solanales; Convolvulaceae. Gene Ontology annotation, molecular function: RNA binding; zinc ion binding; protein binding. The transcript is spliced from 5 exons.
GCCUAACUUGUAGGAGUAUGAAACCAUCAAAAAUCAUUCACCUACAUCUGUUUCAAGAUUAUAAACCAGAUCUUGGCCUGACAUGAACCAAGAAAGAUACAUUGAUGGCCAUGCUCUUACAAUAUAGCUUAAAGCCUCUCAUAAGACCAACAAUUACCCAUCUUCUGUCGUGCUCAAGUUGCUCCUUUCCUAUUACGCAAUCGCCAACUUUUCUUGCAGUAGCAAACGCAUGAUCAGGCAUAUACUCACUAGACCACGACCAUGGCUACACUCUUCCAUGUUUCCAAAAUCUCUCUUUUGGAUUGGGCUUCUGGACAGUGGGUUCUCAUCGCAAGCUGCUCAGCUGACCCAAGAACCAGACCCCAACUGGGCAAUGCAGCAACUUCCGGAGUUCGAUUCUCGUGCGUACGCAUGUAUGCUUCAAGGUUGCGUCAACAACUGUCAGCUCGCGUUGGGGAAAUCUCUGCAUUGUGAUAUUCUGAAGAGAGGUGGGAGUUUGGGUCUGUACGGGCGGAACAUUUUGUUGAAUUUGUAUGUGAAGUCUGAGUUGCUGUCUCAUGCCCACCAGUUGUUCGACGAAAUGGCGGAGAGAAACAUGGUUUCGUUUGUUACUUUGAUUCAGGGUUAUAUGCGGUUAGAGCGUUACGUUGAGGCUGUUGAGUUGUUUGUUAGAUUGCACAGAGAAGGCCACGAGCUCAACCCGUUCGUCUUCACAACAAUUUUGAAGGUGCUGGUGAAUAUGGAGUGGGGAGAGAUGGGACGGGGCAUCCAUGCGUGUAUUUAUAAGCUUGGCCAUGACUUGAACCCCUUUGUUGCCACUGCACUAAUUGAUGCUUACUCUGUCUGUGGGCUUGUUAAAGCUGCUAGGGAAAUCUUUGAUGGGAUUGUUGAUAAGGAUAUGGUUUUGUGGACUGGAAUGGUUACUUGCUAUGCAGAAAAUGGUUAUUCUGAAGAAGCUCUAGAGCUAUUCUCUGGGAUGAGAUUGGCAGGGUGGAGACCAAACAACUUUACCUUUGCUAGUGUAAUGAAGGCUUGUCAUGCAAUAGAGGCCAUUGACAUUGGGAAGAGUCUUCAUGGGUGUGUUUUGAAGACAAAUUAUAUGGUGGAUCCUUUUGUUGGUAUUUCAUUGCUUGACUUGUAUACAAAAGCAGGAGACAUUAAAGAGGCUAGGUACAUUUUUGAAGAAAUUCCCAAAGAUGAUGUAAUUCCUUGGAGUUUCAUGAUAGCACGAUACUCACAGAGUGAUCAGUGUGAUGAGGCUUUGGAUUUGUUUUGUCAAAUGAGGGAAGCAUUGGUUGUUCCAAACCAUUUUACUUUUACUAGUGUACUGCAAGCAUGUGCAACAAUGGAGGCUAUGGACCUGGGAAGGCAAAUCCAUUGCCAUGUAACAAAAGUUGGUCUUGAUUCAGAUGUAUUUGUAUCAAAUGCCCUCAUGGAUGUAUAUGCUAAAUGUGGAAUGUUGGAGAGCACAGUGCAACUAUUUACAGAUUCAGCAAACAGGAAUGAUGUAUCAUGGAACACCAUCAUUGUUGGCCAUGUGCAAAUGGGUGAUCAUGAGAAGGCAAUGCAUCUGUUCACAAGUAUGCUUGAAAUCCAAGUGCAAGCUACUGAGGUCACAUACUCUUCUAUCCUGCGUGCUUGUGCCAGCCAAGCUGCAUUGGAGCCAGGUAUGCAGAUACAUGCAUUGACUGCAAAAACUAUUUACUGUCGCCAUGUUGCUGUUGGAAAUGCCCUGAUAGAUAUGUAUGCAAAGUGUGGGAAUGUUAAGGAUGCUCGUCUGGUUUUUGAUACACUGAGUCUGCGAGAUGUAGUCUCUUGGAAUGCUAUGGUCUCUGGAUAUUCUAUGCAUGGUUUGGGUAGUGAGGCUCUGAAAGUCUUUGAGAGGAUGCAAAGCAUGGAUAUCAAACCUAAUAAGUUGACUUUUAUUGGUGUUCUUUCGGCAUGUAGUAACACAGGAUCAUUGGAUCUAGGACAAUCUUAUUUCUCCCUGAUGCAAGAGCACUAUGGUAUUGAACCUUGCAUAGAGCAUUAUACUUGUAUGGUGUCACUUUUAGGGCGAUUAGGUCAUCUUGACCGAGCUGUCAAGAUGAUUGAGGAGAUUCCUUAUGAGCCCAGUAUUAUGAUAUGGCGUGCUUUGCUUGGGGCAUGUGUUCUCCAUAAUAAUGUUGAACUUGGGAGAACUGCUGCUGAACGUGUUCUUGAGAUGGAUCCACAAGAUGAAUCGACCUAUGUGUUAUUAUCUAACAUGUAUGCCACUGCAAAAAGAUGGGAUAAUGUAUCUUUUGUUCGGAAAAGCAUGAAGAAGAAACAAAUAAAGAAGGAACCAGGACUAAGUUGGGUUGAAAACCAGGGAGUUGUUCAUUAUUUCUCUGUUGGAGAUGUUUUGCAUCCUGAUAUUAAACUAAUUCAUGCAAUGCUGGAGUGGUUCAACAUGAAAAGCAAGGCUGCUGGUUAUAUUCCGAAUCUUGAUGCUGUUUUACUUGAUGUUGAAGAUGAUGAAAAGGCACGGCUUUUAUGGGAACAUAGUGAAAGACUGGCUUUAGCUUUUGCUCUAAUUAGAACUCCUUCUGGAAGCCCCAUUCGUAUUAUUAAAAACCUCAAAAUAUGUAUGGACUGCCAUGCUGCAAUCAAGAUUAUAUCAGCUCUCGUGCAUCGAGAAAUUAUUAUUAGAGAUAUAAACAGGUAUCAUCACUUUCAGGAUGGGAUGUGCUCUUGUGGUGAUUAUUGGUGACACAGGCUACUUCUUAAUAGUCAUUGGGUGCCAUAUUCAUGGAAGACAAAGCUGGAAGUUGUUCUUUCGGUGGUGCCUUAGAAGUCCCCAUCUUCUUGAUGAAAAUCUGAAAAACAUGCUGGUCUGGUUUGACCAUCUGUAUCUUUGAGGGAUGGAUCAUUUACAAAAUUAGCUUAAAGGAAUCCAGAUCUGGUUUUCAUCUAAAUGUGUGGUGUAUGAUUGCAUUUAAUGGGAGGAUUGCAGUCAUAUUUGCCAUAAAAAUUUGUGAGCUUGGCGCAUCUAGGCUAUUGGUGAAUUAUUCGGUUGUACCCGCUACACUGCGCUAAAUUGAGAUGUUAAGAAAGCAUUGCUCAAGAUCUGGAUGGCCGUCUGAGUGUCUGGCUAAACUAGUCUUCAUUUCAACACCAUGUUCUGAAGGUGCAAGUAUCUGUUAACGGUGUGGAGCAAGGAACCAGCAGUUACCAAUCUGUGGUAAUAUUAGAACCAAUAUUCAUUGCAGUAUUUCUGGUUGUGGUAAUGUUUGGCUUUGUAAAAUCCUUGUAGACUUCAUCGCAUUCUUCUUCUGCUACUAUGUUUUCUUAGUGAUUUUGAUGGAUAAGAAUACAAUGGUCAGGUGACCUUCAUUCAUCAUUUCAUCGGAACUCCACCUUUGCAUACCAAGAAAUGGUGAUUUGCAUAAGAGAUCAAAGGACUACAAGUUGAUUCCAAGCCAACCUUGAAUGUGCAGGCAUUGUUCCUAUCUCUUGUGACAAAAGGUGGAAUCGCAUACUCUAGGCGACCUCACACUUUGGCCCGACAGGAUUGUGAAUGAGUAAAUCAUGGUGAGUCAACUAAUCAAAAGAGGUCAGACUUUUGCUCACUGCGCACAAGGAAAUGAAGGAAUCCCCCUCGUUUUGAAAGGUUGCUUCUACACUGGCUCUGGUGAGACUCGAUCAUUGGUCUCUUGUAACAAAUUUCACUUCUGUGACCUGUUGGAUGUGCAAGCAUUGUUUCCUAUCUCUUAAUGUGUUGAUUGACGGGAAUGACUGGCAUUAGGCAAUCGUGAAACUAAUAGACGUGUUGAUUGAUUGGUAUCGGCCUACUCUAAUGCGUUUGGGUUGCAGGUAUUUGACGACCAACCCUAAAGGAGUUGUGUCGCUUCUUGUGACAGAUGGUAUUUAUGUUUAGUGAUUUUCCGUGAUAUUUAUUUUAUCUAUAAAGAAAAAGAAGUUGUAGUUGCUAGUCCAAUUAUCAAACUUGUUGAGCUGUAAACUUAAAAUACGAUGACUCGAAUGCCUUGUCCUUGUUUUAGAAUAUUA